Messenger RNA from Rhizopus microsporus ATCC 52813, 177 nucleotides. RefSeq lists its product as uncharacterized. The annotation marks the transcript as partial. The record is from RefSeq and is a predicted model, not a curated record. Gene Ontology annotation, cellular component: ESCRT-0 complex. Gene Ontology annotation, molecular function: metal ion binding; ubiquitin binding; phosphatidylinositol-3-phosphate binding. NCBI's taxonomy places the organism in Eukaryota, Fungi, Mucoromycota, Mucoromycetes, Mucorales, Rhizopodaceae. Gene Ontology annotation, biological process: protein transport to vacuole involved in ubiquitin-dependent protein catabolic process via the multivesicular body sorting pathway; protein targeting to vacuole. The transcript has a single exon.
UGUUCAGCCCGCUUUUCACUGUUUGUUAGACGUCAUCACUGUAGACGAUGUGGACAAGUGAUCUGUCAGAGACAUAGCUCGAACCGACUACCUUUGUUUUCUACCAAUGGUCAAUUUGAAUGGAGUCGUGUAUGUGAUGGAUGUUUUCAGGAUUUAAUCAUUGUUCAACAGAAAUGA